Messenger RNA from Notolabrus celidotus (New Zealand spotty), 3662 nucleotides. RefSeq names its product LSM14A mRNA processing body assembly factor b (gene lsm14ab). Bases 437 to 1783 code for a protein of 448 amino acids. Gene Ontology annotation, biological process: cytoplasmic stress granule assembly; P-body assembly. NCBI's taxonomy places the organism in Eukaryota, Metazoa, Chordata, Actinopteri, Labriformes, Labridae. The record is from RefSeq and is a predicted model, not a curated record. Gene Ontology annotation, cellular component: P-body. The transcript has 10 exons. Gene Ontology annotation, molecular function: mRNA binding.
AUCGCGAUAUUAAGGAUGGUCGACUAUCAAACCAUUCUCAAGCACAUUAUAAGUGUUAGGCUGUUGUGUUCCAUUUAGAAUUAUACACAAACAUGGUAUGUAGCCCUAUAUUAUUCAGUGUUCAGUGUAUACUCGAAACAACGUUUUAAUAGACAAGAAAGGACAGCAGUGAGUGGAGGAGGAGGAGGAAACAAGGAGGAGGAAACAGAGAGGAAACUACAAAGGAGGAGAGACAAGCUUUCUCCCAUGAUCCUUAGCGGCGGGUGAAGGAAAAUGUUCACGGCCAUGUCGUGUUAGAGCUCAGUUCAGAAAAGGGCUAGUCGUACUUUAAUGACGCCUUAUCUAUAUAAAGUUCUGUAAUCAAACUAUCUACCCUCUCGUCUGACGGAAACCAGACUGUUUUGUAGUUUAGUUCGUGAUUCACCUUCAGACGAACAUGAGCGGAGGAGGGACGCCGUACAUUGGUAGCAAAAUUAGCCUGAUUUCCAAGGCCGAGAUUCGCUAUGAAGGGAUUUUGUACACAAUUGACACUGAGAACUCGACCGUAGCUCUCGCUAAAGUUCGCUCUUUCGGCACUGAGGACAGACCUACUGACAGGCCUAUUCCGCCUCGGGAUGAAGUCUUUGAGUACAUCAUAUUCAGAGGGAGUGAUAUUAAAGACCUCACAGUUUGUGAGCCACCCAAAGCCACUAGCAGUCUGCCUCAGGACCCUGCCAUUGUUCAAUCAUCACUUGGAACAUCUAGUGCUGGACCACCACCAUCUUUCCAGUCAACCGGGCCUUACGCCCCUCCUUACAGCAGAGCCUCGGUUCAACCAUACAGCCAGUUUGGUGUGACACCGCUCUCAGCUCAGCCGUUUGGACCUGCUGGAGCUGCGGGACGCACCAGUACCCAGCUGGACUCUUUAAGAAAAAGUCCCACCCCAGAGCAGGCAGCACAGGCCCCAUCAUCAGCUGCACCAGCACCACCUGCACCUGUGGGGCAGAGGAGUCAGGCUGGGACCGCAGCCCCCAGACCCACCAGCAGCAUCACAAGCAGCCAGAUUCCCCCAGACCUCCUUGAGCAGAGAAAAGCUCCCGAGGUUCAGAAGGUGUUACAGCCAGAACAUGAACAUGGCGCAGUUGAAAACAGGGAUCCCAACAGGCACCAAGCUGCUGCUGCUGCUCAGUCAAUGCGCAGAGGACGUGGAAGAGGAAACCGCAGCCGAGGCAAAAUGAAUGUGCGCAGGGAUGGCCCGAUGAAGUUUGAAGAAGACUUUGACUUUGAGACUGCCAAUGCCCUGUUCAACAAAGAUGAGAUCGACAAAGAGCUUCAGAACAAGCUCAAGCUGAAAGAUGACAAGACUGAGAAGCCUUUAAAUGGAGAAGAAACUGCUGACUCAGAACAUCCAGCCACUGAGGGGACCAAUGAGGAGGAGGAGGGCGGGACAAACUCGUGUUACUACGACAAGACCAAGUCCUUCUUCGAUAACCUGUCCUGUGAUGAUUUAAGUAAAGGGGGCGAUAGAGGAUUUACAAGGGAGAGAAGGUCCGGCUGGGCAGAGGAGAGACGCAUGAAUUCUGAGACAUUCGGCAUCCCUCUGAGGCACAAUCGAGGAAGAGGAGGGUUCCGCGGCCGUGGCUUCAUGGGGCCCAGAGGAGGCAGAGGGCGACCGCUGAGCAGAGGAUCCUUCGGGCCACCCAGGGGUCCUCCACCUGGUUUCAGAGGCGGAUUCAGAGGUGGCAGAGGAGGACGUGAUUUUUCUGAUUUUGAAUACAGGAAGGAGAACAAAGUGGCUGCAUAGUACAGCGGCUACGGAUCUACAGAGAAUGGGAGCCCCUCAUUAUGAAAUAGUUCCAGUUGAAGAAGAUUUUUGGCGUCAGCAUUUGACAGACAGAAGGAAGAUAUGGUCUCAGUCACCAGCACCAGGGUCUGCCGCUUUACACCCGACGGUGAGAGUGCAGCUCUGUCCUGCACUCUGAGAAACAGGCUUUUUCCAUUUGCCCCACUCACGCAUGUGAAUACAUUGCUUUAGAAUUAUUUUGCAUUUUUCCAUCAACGGAGUUCAUUUCAUCCUGAAGGUAUCUUUUGAUAAUAUGAGCUGAGAGCAGAAAGCCCACUGAUACUGUGAGUGGAUCACAGUUCAUGUGAUCGAUAGCUUUAUUUCCAUUCUUUAAGUUUUUUUGUUGGCAUCAGAAAUUCUCUCUGCAGCCUGUUGCAUCAUAGUUCUCUGUACUCAGAAUAUUUAGUUUGGUCAUUUGUUCAGUAUUUUUCACUUAGUUUGCAGGAUAUGUUUUUUUUUUUGUACCUCCAUGAUUUCACAGUGAAGUAGUGAGAGUAAAGCCAGCUAAUACAACAACCUGAACUGAAUAUUGUUUUGAAUGAAUGUAUAUCUCCUACUCUGGGCCCCCCAGCAAACUGUGGCUCACGGGACAGUUUUAGUUUAGACUUUUUUUUUUAGAAAUGUGUGUUCAGUAUUUAGUCAUUAGAUCAAACUGUGACUCUCCGGCCUCCCAACAUCAGAUGAAUUCAGUUUCUGGUUACAUAUCUGGACAAAUUCGGAAGGAUGCUUUGGGUUUACAGCAUUAGCUUUAAACUUAUUUUUGAAUUUGUUGACCGGGUCUGUUUUAUUAAAGAACAUGUCAAUGAUUCUGUCUGAGAAUAAGAAACAUUCAGUACUAUUAAUGGCUUUAGAAUUACCCAAGAUUUCUCAGGGGAGACCUGCAGUCAUGAUGAGCUUGGACAAGUCUGAUUUGGAUUCAAAAUGUUUUUGCUGUGUUGCCAAAAAAGGAACUCUAAAACAUUCAGUCAGGCUAAAAUAAUUCCCAGCCCAACAGUACACUCUUUUCUUUUUGUUUACUCUUCUUAUGUUUGAGCACAUACUGAGCCGUCUGUCGAAGCAUUCUGUAAUCAUCAUCCUAGUAUUGUCUUACAGUUGUGUCAUCUGCAUUGUUGUCGCUGUUUCCACUGCAGAUCGGAGUACUUAAUGAUGCAAUGAUUGUUUACUGAAAACGGGAAUUCUUGUAAAUGGAUUGAAAAAUGUCUGAAAAGAUAAGUUCAGUACGAAAGGAAAAAGUUCUGCUAGAUAUUGGCUUGCUGGCUUCUUUGUAGCUCCCCCUUGUUGCAUUGUUGUCAAUGUGAUUGUUCUCUGGAGUAAACUCGUUAUAUUUUUUUUUUACUGAUGUGAUAAAAGGGACAAGAACUGGAUGUGGUACCAGUAUGUCGGAGGGAGGGUGCAUAUUUCUUUUGUCUUAUCAGCGCUGAUUUGUUAGUACUUUAGGGACGUCAGAGUACUUCUGCCUUCAGAGUGAUUUUUAUACAGCUCUCCCUUUAACUUCAAGGUUACAAAACACUGAUAGCACUACAUGAUGAAACUACAUCUGUCUCAGUAGCUGAGGUUGUUUGAAAAGAGCAGCCCGGUUGAAGAUGUGCUGUUUAUUUGAAUAUUACACAGAUUGCUGAUCACUGCAUGACAGCCAACAGGAACCAACACUUCAUAUGGGCUUUCACGAUAACCAGCGAUACUAAAUUUGAGACAGAAGUUAUUGCUGAAUAAUUGAAAACUGACAUGUUUUUCAUAUGUUUGUUACUCCUUCCAGUCAGUGGAAUUGUAAACCAGGAAUUGUUUUCUUGAGAAUAUCAGCAAAAUUGAGUUUUUACGUAAAAUAAAGAGUUGUACAAUA